Messenger RNA from Delphinapterus leucas (beluga whale), 1418 nucleotides. It is a transcript of the gene TXN2, whose product is annotated as thioredoxin 2. NCBI's taxonomy places the organism in Eukaryota, Metazoa, Chordata, Mammalia, Artiodactyla, Monodontidae. Gene Ontology annotation, cellular component: mitochondrion. Gene Ontology annotation, molecular function: protein-disulfide reductase activity. The record is from RefSeq and is a predicted model, not a curated record. Gene Ontology annotation, biological process: cell redox homeostasis.
AAAGGCUUGCUCUAGGUAGCCUGUCCCCGGAAGUGACGCUUAAGGCCCUCCCCUGAGGAAGUGACAACAGGAGUGCCCUUGACCGGUGGGGAGGUCCGCGCUGUGCAUGCCUCCGCUCUCGCUGCAGGGAGAUGGCUCAGCGGCUUCUCCUGAGGAGGUUCCUGGCCUCCGUAAUCUGCAGGGAGCCCUCUCAGAGUCGGUGGGCGCCCCGUGCGUCCAGGGCCCUGCAGACCCCACAGCACAGUCCCAAUAACCUGACAGUAACACCCAGCCAAGCCCGGUCAAUAUACACCACCAGAGUCUGUACAACGACCUUUAACAUCCAGGAUGGACCAGACUUUCAAGACCGAGUUGUCAACAGUGAGACACCAGUGGUUGUGGAUUUCCAUGCACAGUGGUGUGGUCCCUGCAAGAUCCUGGGGCCAAGGUUAGAGAAGGUGGUGGCCAAGCAGCAUGGAAAGGUGGUGAUGGCCAAGGUGGAUAUUGACGACCACACAGACCUCGCCAUAGAGUAUGAGGUGUCAGCUGUGCCCACCGUGCUGGCCAUCAAGAAUGGAGACGUGGUGGACAAGUUUGUGGGCAUCAAGGAUGAGGACCAGCUGGAGGCCUUCCUGAAGAAGCUGAUUGGCUGACAAGCAGGGAAGCGUCCUGACUGCCCCUGCCCGCCUGGGCCCCGUGUUCCCGUGGGGACCCCGAUAGCACUCACAGCCCUUCUGUGCUGGCCCUUCCCGCCUCCUCCCUCUGUCUGGCCCCCGUGGGCCCGUGCUUUGGAGACCAGGCCUCCAAACACAGGAGCCUCAAGUGCUCCCAACCCGGCUGACCGCCAGGGUGGCUGCCCAAGGAGCAGUGCCACCGCCGAGCUGGGACAGACGUCUCCCCACCCAUUCUCUGUCUGCUCCCUCUAGGGCUGGUCGCCACGCUUCCAGGUUGCAGGGACAGAGUCCCGGGGCCAGCCUGCAGUAACGGCUUGGUCUCCCUGCUCCCUUCUGAUCUGAACCCCGGUGCCUGGCUCAUCUGCCUCCUGCAUUUUUCUUUCUUGCUGCCGUUUUGUACAAAGAAGAAGAAGGAAAAAAGAAACCCAAACAAGUGAGAGUAAUAUACAUAAUUCCCUCAUUUUGUGUAGGUCUGUAAUAAAGAACUUUAUGUGGUCCCGUCUACCUCCCGCUGUGAAGAACAGACCCUGGGCCCUGCACUAGCUUACCGUGUCCACCCCCCACCCCCACCCCCCAAAGAGCCACCUCCCUCUUUCCUCCCAGGCGCCGGGGCAGCAGACGUGUGUUGGGCUGGGGGCAUCCUGCAAACCCUUGCCUCUGAAAGGCUCGAGACACUACCCUCCUUUACCAUCAUCUGGCCCUUCGGUUCUCCAAGCAGGAGACUUCACGGAAAGAACUGGACCAAUAAAACUAGGGUUUGCACUA